This is a messenger RNA of Scomber japonicus (chub mackerel), 2097 nucleotides long. Its product is annotated as calpain-2 catalytic subunit-like. The coding region runs from base 1 to 2097 and encodes 698 amino acids. The transcript has 20 exons. NCBI's taxonomy places the organism in Eukaryota, Metazoa, Chordata, Actinopteri, Scombriformes, Scombridae. Gene Ontology annotation, cellular component: cytoplasm. Gene Ontology annotation, biological process: proteolysis. Gene Ontology annotation, molecular function: calcium ion binding; calcium-dependent cysteine-type endopeptidase activity. The record is from RefSeq and is a predicted model, not a curated record.
AUGCCUACUUCGGGUGUGUGUAUGAGCAUCAUCAAUGCACGCCACAAGAAAAAUGGCUAUGGGUCCACCGACAACCCUGAGAGAUUCCUCACCCAAGACUUCCAGCAGCUGAAACAGUAUUGUGCCGGCCGACGGGUAAGGUUCAUCGAUGAUAUGUUCCCUCCUGACAGAAGGUCCAUCGGCAAGGAAUUAAUGAACCCUUCUGACAUGGCUCGAGUGGUGUGGCUGAGACCAGCGAAAAUUUCUCCCAAUCCAUCUCUUAUUGUUGAUGGGGUCUCGAGGUUUGACUUUGGUCAAGGCAUUGUUGGAAACUGCUGGUUUCUCGCAUCUAUUGGAGCUCUGACAUUCCAGAAGCACAUCCUUGCGCAAGUUGUUCCUCUUGACCAAAAAUUUGAUGAGGAAUACUGUGGAAUCUUCCACUUCAGGUUCUGGAGAUUUGGAAGGUGGGUGGAUGUUGUCAUUGAUGAUAAGCUACCAACAAUCGAUGGCAGACUAAUCUUCGUUCACUCCAAAGACCCAAAUGAAUUCUGGCCUGCUUUGCUGGAGAAAGCCUAUGCCAAGGUGUGUGGUUCCUAUUCAGACAUGAAUGCUGGAACACCUGCUGAGGCUUUGGUGGACUUCACUGGUGGCGUUCACAUAUGUAUCGAGCUGUCAAAACCCCCUCCAAACCUGUGGGAGCUGAUGUACAGAGCGGCCAAAUCCAAGUCACUGAUGGGUUGUGGCACACCUCAGGGGGAGACAUCUGCCAACACUGUAUUACCAAAUGGAUUGGUCCAGGGCCAUGCCUACGCUGUCACAGGUGUCAAACAGCUGAAUAGCAGAGGGCAAGUCGUAAACCUGGUGCGUUUGUGGAACCCCUGGGGCCAAGGCGAGUGGAAAGGAGACUGGAGUGAUCAGUCACCUUUGUGGAAAACUGUGAGUCCUGAAGAUAGUCAGAUCGUAGUAGGUGAUGACGGGGAGUUUUGGAUGACCAUGGAAGACUUCUGUAGAUUCUACUCUGAUCUUGACAUCUGCUGUCUCUGUCCCGACUUCCUUGAUGGGAGCACCUCCUGCCAUUGGAAGACCUCCUCCUACGAUGGCAGAUGGGUUGCAGGAACCACUGCUGGAGGAUGCAUGAACAACUUUGACAGCUUCUGGACUAAUCCCCAGUAUCGAGUCAACAUUGAUCAAAUGCUAAAUGAAUGUGCUAGCCAACAGGGCGAAAAAAACAUGCUGGUGUCUCUCAUGCAAAAGCCAGACAAAAGAAACAGACGCCUGGUACAGAAUCUCCACAUUGGAUUCUCUGUAUUUGAGGUAAAUAUGACUUUCAUUGCACAGAAGGGGAAGUUCCCAGCCUCUUUCUUUGCCAGAAACCCACCUGUUGCCCAAAGUAAAACGUACAUGAAUGCACGUGAGGUGAUGGAGUUCUUCACUCUGAAACCUGGUGAAUACUUGAUUGUGCCAUCCACCUUCAACGUCAAUGAGACAGCUUCCUUCAUCUUGACCAUCCUCUCCAAGUCUGAGACCCAUGUCCAUGAGAACUCUGGAAGCCAUGACCAUAACCAUGAUGAAAUGGAAACACAGUUCUCACCAAUUGACACUGGAGCGGAUGAUGACCAUAAGAGAGAGUUUUUCAGUCAAUACGCUGACAAGUAUGAGGAAGUGGAUGCUGAGCAGCUCCAGAAGAUUCUGAAUGACAAAAUCCUUCAAGGAGACUUGAAAUCUGGAGGCUUCACCGUUGAUGCCUGUCGCAGCAUGGUUGCUCUGUUGGAUUCAUCAAUCACUGGCAAGCUGAACGGUGACGAAUUUGUUCGUCUGUGGAAAAGGAUUGUCAAAUACAAGGAAAUUUUCUUCCUCACUGAUGUUUCGAAAACAGGGACACUGUCACUGACUGAGCUGAGGAAUGCAUUCAUGGCAACAGGAAAGAGGGCCAGCGAUGAUGUGCUGGAUUUGUUGGCUCUGCGGUAUGGUGCCUCCUCUGGACACAUAACACUGGAGAACUUCAUCAGUCUGAUCCUUCGCUUUGACUGCAUGGGCAGAGUGUUCAAGCAGUUGUCCGAUGGAAUGACUUUGACUCUUCGUGAAUCAGAGUGGAUGUACAUUUCAAUGUACACCUGA